Messenger RNA from Paramecium pentaurelia, 1542 nucleotides. NCBI's taxonomy places the organism in Eukaryota, Ciliophora, Oligohymenophorea, Peniculida, Parameciidae. The record is from the annotation of a GenBank genome assembly.
AUGAAUCAACCUGGAAAAGGAAUUAUAAAGAUAAAAUAAGCCAAGAAGAUUAACAGUAACUUGUAUAGAGAUUUAUUGGAUUAUUCAGAUUUAGAACUUAGAUAAAAUCCAAAUAAUGAAUUUAUUUUAAUUGCAAAAAGUUCAUAUAUUCAAUUAUUUCUAUAGGCUAUGCAUUAGAUGAAGAAAAGAAAUAUCAAUUAGCCAUUGAUGAAUGCGAAAAGCUGUUGAUAGAAUAAUCUUAAUAUCUCCAUGCAUUGUAUAGAAAAAGUACUCACUUAUUUUUUAAAUAGGUUUUUCGUUAUAAAAUUUGAAUGAACAUUCACAAGCGAUUUAAUGCAUUGAUAAAGCUUUAAAUUAUGAUUCGAAUUAUAUUGUUGGAUAUAGCACAAAGGGUAAUUUAUUAGUUUAUGAUUGCAAUAGGUUAUUCAUUAGAUGAUCUUGGAAAAUAUAAUGAAGCCAUAGUUUAAUAUGAUAAGGCAAUCGAAUUAGAUCCUAAUAAUACAAAUGCUUAUAAUAAUAAGGGUUAAUAAUUAUGUUAUUGUAUUAGGUCGUUCAUUACUUAAUCUUCAAAAAUAUAAUGAAGCAAUAAUUUGUUUUGAUAAGGCAAUCGAACUGGAUCCUGAUUGUGAAAUUGCUUAUAAUAAUAAGGGUUAAUAAUUAUUUUAUUGUAAUAGGGUAUUCAUUAAGUAUUCUUGAAAUAUAUAAUGAAGCAAUAGUUCAAUAUGACAAGGCAAUCGAACUGGAUCCUAAUGAUGCAAUCACUUAUAAUAAUAAGGGUUAAUAAUUAUGUUAUUGUAAUAGGUCGUUCAUUACAUAAUCUUCAAAAAUAUAAUGAAGCUAUAGUUUGUUAUGAUAAGGCGAUCAAACUGGAUCCUAAUGAUGCAAAUGCUUAUGAUAAUAAGGGUUAAUAAUUAUGUUAUUGUAAUAGGUCGUUCAUUACGUAAUCUUCAAAAAUAUAAUGAAGCAAUAGUUUGUUAUGAUAAGGCUAUCGAACUAAAUCCUAAUUAUGGGAUUGCUUAUAAUAAUAAGGGUUAAUAAUUAUGUUAUUGGAAUAGGUCGUUCAUUACAUAAUCUUCAAAAAUAUAAUGAAGCAAUAGUUUGUUAUGAUAAGGCGAUCAAACUGGAUCCUAAUGAUGCAAAUGCUUAUGAUAAUAAGGGUUAAUAAUUAUGUUAUUGUAAUAGGUCGUUCAUUACAUAAUCUUCAAAAAUAUAAUGAAGCUAUAGAUUGUUAUGAUAAGGUUAUCGAACUGGAUCCUAAUAAUGCAAUUGCUUAUAAUAAUAAGGGUUAAUAAUUAUGUUAUUGUAAUAGGUCGUUCAUUACGUAAUCUUCAAAAAUAUAAUGAAUUUGUUUAUCAUUAAUAUCAAAAUUAGAAUUUGUAAUCGCUUCAUUAAUUAUUUCAUCAUAUUCGAUAUCGGUGGGUAGCUAAUUAUUAUUAAAAAUAUAUCUGGUUAAUUCUGAUUCUGUUUUAUAAAAUUAUUAUUAUGACACAUUAUUGUUAUUUUAGGGGGUUGUUAAUUAUUUUAAAUUUUAUUGGAAUCUGA